AUGGAGGAUCUCCCCAGCUGCUCUGUGCUCUGCCACCUCCCCUCCCUGCUCCUCCUCAUCCAGCUGCCCACUGGCUGGUCUGCAGAGGAAUUCUUCGUGACUGGCCCCUCGGAUCCCAUUGUGGCAGUGCUCGGCGGGGACACCGUGCUGCCGUGUCGUGUGUCCCCGGCCAUGAGUGCCGAAGACAUGGAGCUGAGGUGGUUUCGCUCCAAGUUUUCAGAAGCUGUGCUCAUCUAUCAAAACCGAGUCGAGCAGAAUGAGGAGCAGAUGGAUGAUUACGCAGGGCGGACCUCGCUGGUGAGGGACCUCCUCGCCCAGGGGGAGGCUGCCGUGCGCAUCCAGGAUGUCCAGGUUUCUGACAAUGGGCUGUACACCUGCUUCUUCAGAAAGGGAGACUUCUAUGAAGAGGCCAGUUUGGAGCUGAAGGUGGCAGGUGUAGGCUCUGCCCCUCAGGUGCGCAUCACAGGGCCCGAGGAGGACGGGGUCCGUGUGGUGUGCACGGCCUUGGGGUGGUUCCCGAAGCCCCAGGUGCAGUGGAGAGACCUCAGCGGAGGCAAGUUCCUGGAGUUCUCCGAGGCUCACGCCCAGGACGCUGAAGGGCUGUUCAGCGUGGAGGCAGCUCUGGUGGUGAGAGACAGGUCUGCGGGAAACGUGACCUGCUCCAUCCUCAACCCUGUCCUGGGCCAGGAGAAGGCCAUGGCCAUGUUCAUCCCAGAGCCCUUCUUCCCCCGGGCCUCUCCCUGGAAGCUGGCUUUUUCGGUGAGCCUGGCUGUGCUGAUGUUCCUGCUCCUUGGGGCUGGAUGGUACACCAAAAGAGAACAUUCCAUGAAACUGUGGGAGAUGCAAGAAAAGGAGACGAUGCGGCGGGCUAGGGAGGAGGACCUGCAGACAAAGGCGGAGGUGCAGAAGGACACAGAUGAACUCCAGGCAGAACUCGACAAGAGGAAAUCUGCUUACCUGGCUGCCUGGAGGAAGGCCCAGCUGUACGCGGAUUGGCGGAAGGAGAAGUUCCAGGCCUGGCCUGUCACUCUGGAUCCAGGAUCUGCCCAUUCAGACCUUGUCGUCUCUCAUGAAAAGAUGAGUGUGGCCUGGAAGGACUCCAGUGUGAACUCAUCAGACACCUGCAGCGUAUUGGGGUUUGAGGGCAUCACAUCAGGGCGCUGUUACUGGGAGGUGGAGAUCAGGGAUGGAGAUGGAAGCGAGUGGGCUCUGGGAGUCUGUAGGGAAGAUGUGAAAAGGAAAGACUGGUACACAGAAUCCCCAGAUAAGGGGUUCUGGGUUGUGGGGUUGUUUGAAAAUGGAUAUUAUGCCCUUACUGUACCUCAGACUUUGCUAUCCCUCAGGCAUGUUCCCUGCAGGGUGGGGGUGUUCCUGGACCACAAGGAAGGGGACAUCUCCUUCUACAACAUGACUGACGGCUCCCACAUUUUCUCCUUCCCUCGAGCGUCCUUCUCUGGGACCCUCUUUCCAUACUUCAUGAUUAAGUCAGGAGAUGUGUCCCUUACCAUCUGCUCCAAGGUGGGAGGGUCUGAGGGGCUCCCUGUGCCCCUUACCAGUUCUUCUCUGGAGAAGCCUGUGAACCUCCCAGGGGAGGGGUUCAGCUCAGGCUGUGGUGCUGAUGCUCCCCCAGGGGCCGAGUCUCCAUUACUCCCCUGCACCCCCGAGGCUGUGUCCUCGUAG
Messenger RNA from Hippopotamus amphibius kiboko, 1680 nucleotides. RefSeq names its product butyrophilin-like protein 1. NCBI's taxonomy places the organism in Eukaryota, Metazoa, Chordata, Mammalia, Artiodactyla, Hippopotamidae. Gene Ontology annotation, cellular component: external side of plasma membrane. The transcript has 9 exons. The record is from RefSeq and is a predicted model, not a curated record. Gene Ontology annotation, biological process: T cell receptor signaling pathway; regulation of cytokine production. Gene Ontology annotation, molecular function: signaling receptor binding. The coding region runs from base 1 to 1680 and encodes 559 amino acids.